GCCUCAGCACUGCACUGCUGACCGCCCGUAACCCCGCCCCUUUAUGCAAAUCCAAGAGACACACAGUCUUGGCUGAGGGAGCAGACGCGCUCUGAUUGGUCAGCGACAAACCCAUUUAUAUUCGCUGACAGUCGCUCUAUGAAUGGUUGUCUAUUAACUUGUUCAAAAAGUAUCAGGAGUUGACAAGGGCUCUGGCGAGGAGGGAAACCGAGUUUGUGUUGAUUCUUAAAGACUAAGAAAAGAAGUUUGUGGGCACAACAGGAACUAAAAGCGUUUACCUCCCCAGCAAAGUUACCAGAACUGGUAAGGUAACUUCAGCAGCCUGCACUUUGGACUUUUUUGACGUGUUUUUGUAUUUACUUCUGGUGGGGAAGACUUUCACGAAAUCGUUUUAAAUGUACAACAUGAUGGAAACCGAGCUGAAACCCCCGGCGUCUCAGCCGAACACGGGGGGCACGGGGAACACCAACUCUUCAGGAAACAAUCAGAAAAACAGCCCGGACCGGGUCAAGAGACCCAUGAACGCCUUCAUGGUGUGGUCGCGGGGCCAGAGGAGGAAAAUGGCACAGGAGAACCCCAAAAUGCACAAUUCGGAAAUAAGCAAGCGACUCGGGGCCGAGUGGAAACUUCUGUCCGAGAGCGAGAAGCGGCCGUUCAUCGACGAAGCCAAGCGCCUUCGGGCUCUCCACAUGAAGGAACACCCGGAUUACAAAUACAGACCCCGCAGGAAAACCAAGACCCUCAUGAAGAAGGACAAGUACACCCUGCCGGGCGGGCUUCUGGCGCCGGGGGGCAACGGCAUGGGCGCCGGUGUGGGUGUAGGGGCCGGUUUGGGCGCUGGGGUCAACCAGAGGAUGGACAGUUAUGCCCAUAUGAACGGAUGGACCAACGGAGGCUACGGCAUGAUGCAGGAGCAGCUGGGUUACCCGCAGCACCCGGGACUGAACGCGCACAACACGGCGCAGAUGCAGCCCAUGCACCGCUACGACAUGAGCGCGCUCCAGUACAACUCCAUGACCAACUCGCAGACCUACAUGAACGGAUCGCCCACCUACAGCAUGUCCUAUUCGCAGCAAAGCACGCCGGGAAUGACGCUGGGCUCCAUGGGCUCGGUGGUCAAGUCUGAGUCCAGUUCGAGUCCGCCGGUGGUCACGUCGUCCUCUCACUCCCGGGCCGGACAGUGUCAAACGGGGGACCUGCGGGACAUGAUCAGUAUGUACCUGCCUGGCGCGGAGGUCCAGGAUCAGAGUGCCCAGAGCAGACUGCACAUGUCCCAACACUACCAGAGCGCACCUGUGCCCGGCACGACGAUUAACGGCACAAUCCCCUUAUCGCAUAUGUAAACGAACUUUUCUACACUCAUUUGGACUAUUUUUGUACAGAACACUUUGGGGAGGGAAAAGUUGUAUAGAGCUCAAGGAAAGAACACAAACUUUUGCUUUCUAUUUAAAAUGGAACGGUAGGAACUCCACACAGUUUUUCGUUCUGUUGUUUUUUUUUUCUUUUCUGUUCUGUUCUCUUUUUUUUUUUUUUAUUCCAGAAGGUGUAUGAGAUUGGAAA
Cyprinus carpio (common carp) is the source of this 1560-nucleotide messenger RNA. RefSeq names its product transcription factor Sox-2. Gene Ontology annotation, molecular function: DNA-binding transcription factor activity, RNA polymerase II-specific; RNA polymerase II cis-regulatory region sequence-specific DNA binding. The record is from RefSeq and is a predicted model, not a curated record. Gene Ontology annotation, biological process: regulation of DNA-templated transcription; anatomical structure morphogenesis; inner ear development. NCBI's taxonomy places the organism in Eukaryota, Metazoa, Chordata, Actinopteri, Cypriniformes, Cyprinidae.